AUGUACGCAGACUCUAAGCAGAACGAGUCCAGAGAGCAGAGUGUCAUUGAGCAGCUGGAAAAUCCAAGUGCAUCCGAUGGCAACAUUCUGUUCUCUGCGAUUGCGAUUGAUCCCAAACUCGAGAGAAGAAUCACUCGCAAGAUCGACUUCCGACUCAUUCCAAUACUCGCUGCAAUCUAUACUUUCGCACUGAUCGAUAGAACAAACAUUGGUGCAGCCCGUAUCUCUGGUAUCGAUGCUGCCCUUGACCUGAAGGUUGGGAACCGGGUUUCCAUCGCUAUCUUGGUCUUUUACAUCGGUUAUAUCGUCUUCGAACUGCCCAGCAACAUCAUCUUGAAAAAGCUUGGUCCUGCGACAUGGCUAUCAUUCCUUACUAUAGCAUGGGGCGCUAUUGUCAUAGGAAUGGGUUACGUUCCAACCUGGAAAGCAUUUGCAAUGCUUAGAGUGAUGCUAGGAAUCUUGGAAGCCGGCCUCUACCCUGGUUGUAUAUAUCUCAUAGCCUCUUGGUAUAAGAGAUAUGAGGUGCAGAAGAGAAUUGCUGUCUUUUUCAUGACUGCCUCCUUUCUGUCUUCACUCUCGAACAUUCUCGCGUACGGCUUGAUCCAGAUCGCGGACAACCCCAGCACCGGCGGAUGGAAGUGGAUUUUCGUUGUCGAGGGAGCCAUUACUGUGGGAAUCGGAAUCCUUGCUUUCGUCGUGGUGGUCGACUUCCCCGAGUCGAAGCGCAAUAAGUUUCUGUCCGCUGAAGAAAAAGCCGUUCUUCGAGCAAGACUCCAAGCAGAACGUGGUUCUGUGGAGGGCGAGCAGGUAAAUUGGAAAGUUAUUGCAGAGACCGUGAAAGAUUGGCAGGUCUGGGGAAGUGCGGUCAUGUACAUGAGUGCCUCAGUCGGGAUUUAUUCCUUCUUGAUAUUUCUCCCCGUCAUUCUACGCGCUGGCCUCGGCUUCUCCUUGAAGCUAUCUUUCCUUCUCAGUGCUCCACCAGCAGCCUUCUCGGUCAUUUUCGCCCUGGUCAUUUCCUGGCUAGCAGACAAAUAUCAGGUCAGGGGUCCAUUUGUCUUCGGCCAAGCAGUCCUCACAAUCAUUGGACUAGCGAUGAUCGGCUUCAUCAAGCAUCCGAUUCCGCGAUACCUUGGGGCAUUCCUCGGCCAGGCGGGUUCGAAUGCAUUGGUUAUUACGUGUCUCACUUGGGGCCAGAACAAUAUUCGGAGUGAUGCGAAGAGGAGCGUCACCACCGCCAUUCAAGUAAUGAUGGCGUCGAUUGGUGGAAUCUACUCUGCCUUAGUCUUCAGACAGCAGGACGCCCCGAAUUACAUUCCUGGCAUCAUUGCAACAGGAUCCGUGAUGCUACUCACCGCUAUUCUUGCCCCAACGAUGUCGAUACUGUUGCGUAGGGCAAAUGCGCAGGCGGAUGCCGGCCAUCGGAUUCUUGAGGGCAGUCCAGCAUUCCGGUACACCUGGUGA
Messenger RNA from Exophiala bonariae, 1461 nucleotides. RefSeq lists its product as uncharacterized. Gene Ontology annotation, molecular function: transmembrane transporter activity. Gene Ontology annotation, biological process: transmembrane transport. The record is from RefSeq and is a predicted model, not a curated record. The transcript has 7 exons. The coding region runs from base 1 to 1461 and encodes 486 amino acids. NCBI's taxonomy places the organism in Eukaryota, Fungi, Ascomycota, Eurotiomycetes, Chaetothyriales, Herpotrichiellaceae. Gene Ontology annotation, cellular component: membrane.